Molecule: messenger RNA, 1044 nt
Organism: Peronospora matthiolae
Lineage: Eukaryota; Oomycota; Peronosporomycetes; Peronosporales; Peronosporaceae
Source: the annotation of a GenBank genome assembly
AUGCGAUGCGCGAGCAAGGCCGCCGAGAGCGCGUCCGCACGUCUCUGUGCGGACGCCGAAGCAGAAACCACAGCAACUGAUGUCUCAUCGGUUGCUGAAGUGACUCAGCCUGUGUCACCUGGUGAUGCAGGCGCUCGUCAUGAAGACACUCAUGUCUUCACAGAGUAUGAGCUCGGUGUCUCAUACUCUCCUGAUACGGAAGACGGAUCCGUAUCGACGGCGAUCGAAUCCAAGCCGCCUGCCAAGCGUGGCAUGGAUGACGCUUUGCGUCGUAGCAUCUUUGGUUCAUCUGAUGAAUCAGAUGAACCAUCGCCAAAGCGAAGGCGCUCGAGGUCGCGAGACUCGGGCGCUCACAGUGGUGUCGGUUCUCUUAUUGACACCACUUCGCAGCGAGGUACCAGUCCUUCUGUCGGCACGUCGCAAGAAGAGCGGGACCGCAGUGUGUUGCGUCUCGCUCCCGAGAAGAAGGCAUGGAUGCCUCCAAAAUCCGUCAUGGAUCACCUGUCGGCGACGACGAGUGAUCGUUAUCGAACACGGUUGUUCGAUUCGUCAAGGAUCCAUCACCUUGACCCCAGUGCGAAAAACUAUCGCGCUGAGAAUGAAUUCUUCAUCGAUGCUUUCUUUCGACAUCGAUGGUACAGUGGGAAUCACAAACGUGAUGGUCCCUCACUGCUUCAAGCGUGGAACGCCUACAUCUAUAACCUUGAGGAUGUAGGUCGUGACGUUUGGAACGACAAACUUAUCAAAGCUCGUGAUAAGUUUGAAAAGCGAACCCCGACAAGUACACGCUACAAGCUGCAUCGUCUGUCUAGGGAGAAAGGAUUACCCUGCCUCUCUUGGGGAGACUCGUGCCCGUGUUCUGUGAACAACUCUGCAAGAGCACCUAAGGAGGCUUACCUCCUUACUAGCCCGUGGUGGCGCGUUCGUAUCUCUAGUGAGAUGUACGAAGGGAUUGACAACCUGAAAUACAUUUACGACCGUGCCGGGAAGACUUUCUCCGGCGGUCCUUCUGCGGCACAGGAUGUGCCGCGUCGUACUGCUUAA